Messenger RNA from Phlebotomus papatasi, 4627 nucleotides. RefSeq lists its product as uncharacterized. Bases 558 to 1712 code for a protein of 384 amino acids. The record is from RefSeq and is a predicted model, not a curated record. The transcript is spliced from 10 exons. Gene Ontology annotation, biological process: signal transduction. NCBI's taxonomy places the organism in Eukaryota, Metazoa, Arthropoda, Insecta, Diptera, Psychodidae. Gene Ontology annotation, cellular component: cytoplasm.
UCUUGAGCGUAUUUUAGUCGCAUUCAUGAUUUUAUAUAGAUUAGUUCGUUAGUGAGCAAGAGCACUCGCAGCACUAUCUUUUUCGUAAAGUUUCCGUUCGACAAACAUAACUUCACGUAUUGUUUUUCUUUUUUUCUUUCUUCUUCUGUGCAUUGUUUUAAUCUAAAUGGAUAUUUUUAUCUUGGUACAUUGUCAACAGGGCAAAAAUAAUAAGUGAUUGUGCUAUUUAAAAAAAAAUAAAUACAUAAAUCUUGUUUUCUUCACGUAUUUCGAAAGGAACUUUUUCGAUUGAUUUUUAAUUUAUUAUUUUAAAAUUUCAAGUGAAUUUAUACAUUGAUUUUUAAAUCAAAUCAGUAAGAUCUCUCAAGUGGAUAGUGCUUUGUGUUUGGUCAAAAAAAAAAGGAAAUUGUUGCAAUUUGCAACAAGAAAGUAUAUAAGUAUUAUAUAAGUUUUUUUUGUGGGGAAAGUAAUUCUCCUUUCGACAGAAAGAUCUGUCCGGUGAUUUUGGCAAAUUAAGAGGCCUCUGAGACACAAGAGUACAAGAAAAUCCAAGAAUUAUGACAACGGCAGAACAACGACGGUUGUCCUUUGCAAGACGUGCUGAGAGUUUGGUGGAGCGGGUGAGAUUUUUUAACACUAUCUAUGAGAGAUAUGUCGUCAAUACAGAUAGAAGUGGAGAAAUUCAUGUCACAGUACAGGGUGACUUGACGCAGCAAGAGAAGCGAGCUGUUUUCAUGACCGUACACGAUUUGGGAUGUAAUCACACAUCAUUCCAGGAAUUUGUGAAUAGCCCUUGUAUGACAGAAAUCAAGGAACGUUCGUGUUUCAUUCACAUCGAUGCACCAGGUCAUGGGGACAAUGCUGAUCCCCUGCCUGAUAACUUCAAUUUCCCUUCACUCCAAACUCUGGGUGAGGACCUGGUGACUGUACUGGACUUCUUGCACGUGAAGUAUGUGAUUGGCCUGGGUGAGGGUGCUGGGGCAAAUGUGAUGGCUCGAUUUGGGCUUGCCCACUCCUCACGAUGCCUCGGCCUCAUUCUCAUCAACUGCACAGGAAGUGCAGCAUCAGUAUUGGAAACAUUUAAGAACAAGUUCAUCACUUGGAAGGCUGAUGAAGUUGCCAAAUCUGCUGAGUCUUUUUUGGUUUACCACAAAUUUGGCCAUUUGCAAUAUUUACAUGAGCAAUUGGUUGGUGAUAAUCCGGACAAGGACAAAGUGAUUGCAGACUUUCAGAGUCGCCUGCGUGGUAAACUGAACAAUAAGAACUUGGGACAAUACGUGAAGGCAUUCAUGAGCCGCAAGGACUUGUCACUGAAGGCGUGCAAAGUGGACAUUCUUCUCAUAACAGGCAUGCUGAGUCCAUAUGCCACAGUCGUUGAGAAAUUGUUCAGGGACCUCGACAAGGAGAAGGUGACCAUGUUAAAAAUCGAACGUGCUGGAGACGUCUUGGCAGACGCUCCCGCCAAAGUGGCACAGUCCAUCCUGCUAUUCUGCAAGGGUCAGGGUCAACUGACGUCUGUUGUGAUGCCGGGCGUUGAUCGCUCUCGUGCUUACUCAACCAGCUCCGGAGGCUCCAAUGACGGUGGAAAUACACCCGUAGGUGCCCUCUCGAGGCGACUAUCGCGUGGGAUGUCCAUGGAGGAAUACGACAAGCCCAACAUCCGGCGACUUAGUAUCACAGUCAACGAUCAGUUGCCACCCAUCAAGAAGUAAAUUUAAUUUUUGUGGCAUUCAAAUCUAACAAAAAAAAACGGAUAAUCAUUUGAUGCAAUGCCAAAUUUUACCACUGAAGAAAUUUUAUCAUAUUUAGUGAAAAAUUUUAGCAAUGACAGAAAAAAAAUCAUUGAUAUACUGUUUAAAAAGAGUUUUAAAAAAAAAGAGCUAACAAAACAUUUUCUGAGUGAGCACUAUCACUUUUCAUGAGAGAGAUUUACAGAAAAUCUCCUAAAAUUCUACUUUCUAUCACACAUCCAUUUCUUCAUGAAAUAUGCAUAAAAACUAAAAAAAAAUACAUGGUGCACAAAAUGAACCAAAAUCUUCAUUGAAUCACAAUAUACUGUAAUAGAUGGAUAAACGUAAAUGAAAAAGAAAUAUUUUUAACCAGCAAUAAAAAAAUAAAUAAAAAUAGAAAUAAGAUAACUAUAUAUCUCGUCGUUAUGCCAAUUAGGGCUCAUUUAAACGGGGAUAUUAUGAAAUACAUCUCACUGUGCUAUUCGUUUGUGAGUCUUAGGAAAUCUCCUUUAGUGGUUUGUUUCUUAGAUAAAUUUCUCUAUUGUCUGUUAUAAUCUCCCGAAGUGUGUCUUAGCUAGAUCUGCUAUUAGAAUCAAGUGUUUUUCUGUUUCGAAUUAAGUUGUUUUUCAGUGAAUUUUUUAUUUCGAGAUCCGUUCGUUUUGAAUUAUAACUCGAAUUGGACAAAUUAUCCAGUCGAUGGACUGCUCAGAAGCGUCACAUUUUAUUGGGGAUGCUUCAGCAGGUGAUAGUGCUUGACCAUAUCAACCUGGAAGCAUGUGACCAUGUGAAAAAUUUUUGAGAUUGGUUUUAUGAGCCCUCUGCGCCAUAGAUCAUUACGUUUUAAAUUUCAAUAUUUGUUUUCAAAAGCAAACAUUGAGAGCCAUGUUGAACUACGAAACAUUUCGAAAUAAAAUAAAAAUACAGUCAUUUUAUUUUAGCCUAGACACACACGAGGACUUUAUAACGCAGAAAAUUAUUUUUUAAAUUACAAUUUCCGUUUCUGUGAACAGAAAUUCAGAACCGUGUGACUGAAUUUAGAAACACUAUGAAAUAAAAUAAAAAUCUCUGUUGAUUUUCUAUUUUAGCCUAGACACACUAGAGGAGUUUGUAACACAGAAAAUUAAUUUUUAAAUUACAAUUUCCGUUUCUGUUAACAAAAGUUCAAAUCCGCGUGACUGAAUUUCGAAUCACUUUGAAAUAAAAUAGAAAGUCUGUUGAUUUUCUAUUUCAGCCUAGACACACUCAAGGAUUUUAUAACAGAGGAUAAUUUUCUAAAUUUCAAUUUUCGUUUUUGUGAACAAAAUUCAAUACCAUGGAACUGAACUUCGAAUUACUUUGAAAUAAAAUAGAAAAAGUCUGUUGAUUUUCUAUUAUAGCCUAGACACACUCGAGGAUUUUAUAACAGAUGAUGAAUUUUUAAAUUUCAAUUUUCAUUUUUUUUAACAGAAGUUCAAAACCAUAUAAUUGAAAUUCGAAAUAUUUUGUAAUACAAUAAAAAACUCCAGCAGAAUUUUAUUUUAGCCUAGACAUACUCGAGGAGUUUAUAACAGAUUAUGAUUUUUUAAAUUAUAAUUUUCGUAUUUGUAAAUACAUUUUAGAACUGUGUGGCUAAAUUUCGAAUCACUUUGAAAUAAAAUAGAAAGUCUGUUGAUUUUCUAUUUUAGCCUAGACACACUCGAGGAGUUUAUAACAGAGGGUGAUUUUUACAUUUCAAUUUCCGUAUUUUGUGAACAAAAAUUCAAUAUCACGGACCUGAACUUCGAAACACACUGAAUAAGAUAGAAAGUCUGUUAAUUUUCUAUUUUAACCUAGGCACACGAGGUGAUUAUAACAGAGAAUUUCUUUUUAUUUCAAUUUUCGUUUUUUUGUGAGCAGAACUUCAAAUCCGCGUGGCUGAACUUCGAAACAUUUCAAAAUGAAAUAAAAAGACCAGCAGAAAUUUUAUUUUAGCCUAGACACACUCGAGGAGUUUAUAACAGAGGGUGAUUUUUACAUAUCAGUUUUCAUAUUCGUAAGUAAACAUAGAAAACCAUAUUAAAAUUCGAAAUACACUGAAAUAACAUAGAAAGUCUGUUGAUUUUUUAUUUAAGCCUAGACACACUCGAGAAGAUUAUAACAGAGGAAGAAUUUUUAAAUUUCAAUUUUUUCGUUAACAAAUGUUGAAAUACAUGUGACUGAACUUUGAAACACUUUGAAGUAAAAUAGAAAUUCUGCUGAUAUUCUAUUUAAGCCUAGACACACACGAGGAGCUUAGAACAGAGGAUGAUUUUUUAAAUUUCAAUUUUCUUUUUUGUAAACAGAAGUUGAAAUCUGUGUGAUUGAGCUUCGAAACACUUUGAAAUUAAAUAAAAAGUUCAGCAGACAUUUUAUUUUAGCCUAGAUACAUUCGAGGAGAUUAUAACAGAAGAUAAUUUUUUUAAUUUCAAUUUCCGUUCUUGUUAAGAAAAAUUUAAAAGAAUGUCAUUGAACUUCAAAACAAACUGUAAUAAAACAGAAAUUCAAUUAAUUUUCUAUUCUAGCCUAGACACACUCGAGAACAUUAUAACAGAACAUGAAGAAAUUUUAUUUCAGGAACAAACGACCAGGGGAAAUUUAGCCGAGACUCACCGGUACAUAGUACAGUGAGGUACAUUUCACAAUAUCUUUGUUUAAAAGGCGCCUAGAACAUAUACAAAUCCCUUUUAAACUCACACAAGAAACACACUUGAUAAAAAAGAAUAUACAGAAAUAAAUAUUUUAGAAGGAUAAAUCGUGAAAAAGAUAUCAUUAGAUUUGUGACGUGCUUCUAAUGCUCUGUAAAAUGUACUAAAAAAAAAAUUGUGAAUUGCUGCUCUUUGGCUUAGAUGAAAAACAAAAACCAAAAAAAAAACAAAAAUAUUUUUAACUUUGGACUUGUA